Molecule: messenger RNA, 4551 nt
Organism: Brassica napus (rape)
Lineage: Eukaryota; Viridiplantae; Streptophyta; Magnoliopsida; Brassicales; Brassicaceae
Product: cysteine-rich receptor-like protein kinase 26
Biological process (GO): protein phosphorylation
Molecular function (GO): protein kinase activity; ATP binding
Source: RefSeq, a predicted model, not a curated record
CUUUUUGGUACGAACUACAAAAAGUGACUACACCAUCUUUUACAAAAGGAGAGGAAAAGAGAACUUAAAGAUAGCAAAUUCUAGAACUUAUGUAUUAAAAUGUAUAUUUCGUUCCAACUAUUCACACAUGGGAUUUCAAAAGUUCAUGGGAUAAAAUUGCAUGUUACUUAUUUACUUUGCACAAUGAAUGAAUCUGAGAACAAUUAUUUCGGGGAAAUUCAAGAUAAAUGAACUCUACGCAGUUUGCGCCGCAAAAGAGAGAAACAUCGUGUUUAUUAAAGUUAGAAACGGCACGAUGUGCAGCUACGCCACACAGUAACACAGAGAAUGGACCCUGUAUCUCUUUGCAGACAUCUCAUUCUCAACAAUAUGCAGGAUAACGCUAUUGGGUUUAUACGAAGGCCCCUCUCACAAAAUAAGCCCAAAAGUCUCUUCGAUACAAAUUCACAUGGCCGUAGGGUUUAGUCAGAAGAGUUUUGUGUAGUCACUAGGCUUCUUCUGUCUAUGAUACUGUGCCUGAAUCCUGAACUAUUUUCUUUUCAACAUUGCAAUUCAGGGGAACUUUCACAACAUGUUAUUUAACAAGUAAUUUUUAUUUGUUGACCAAAUCAAAUACCAUACAAUAUAUCCUCUCCAUGACAUUGUCACAGGCAACUAAAUUCGACAAACAAUCCCAUAAUUCUAUGAAUAACUGUCACAUUUCAUAACAGCCUAGCUUACAAUAAACCAAAAUAAUAAAAAAAUCUAAGAAAUUAACAUAAUCAAGGUCAACGCAUAAAGGCGUGUUAACUCCCUUCUAACAAUCUAAGACAAAUGAUUUAACAGAAAAUGAUCCAAAUAUUCUCUCUUUUUUUUCUUCCUCUGAUCUCAGUCUUAAUCCAAAUCCAAUGCCUCACUGUUCAGUCACAACCGGUGCCGUUAAAACAAAUCUGCUCAAACGUCACAGGCAACUUCACUGUUAACACCCCUUACGCCGUCAACCUCGACCGUCUCAUCUCUUCUCUAUCAUCUCUCCGGCAGAACGACAAGGGAUUCUACAACAUCUCACUCGGAGACUCAGAUGGAAAAGUCAACUCAAUCUUACAUUGUAGAGGCGAUGUCAAACCCGAAGACUGCACCAACUGUCUCUCAAUGGCUGGAAAAAGACUUAUCACAUUGUGUCCGGUUCAGAAAGAGGCGGUUAUCUGGUACGAUAAAUGUACGGUUAGGUACUCGAACCGGACGCUUUUCAACAGACUUGAGAUUUAUCCUCAAACAAGCAUCUCCGGGACAAGAAACUUCACCGGAGAUCGCGACGGCUGGGAGAAAUCAUUAAGGGGUUUACUCGAAGGGCUUAAAGACAGAGUACCCGUGGUUGGUCGGAGAAGGAAGAACUUUGUGGUCGGAGAAACGAGCGGGCCGUCGUUUCAGACAUUGUACGGGAUGGUCCAGUGCACGGCGGAUAUAUCGGAACAGGAUUGCACGUAUUGUUUGUCACAGGGUAUUGCAAAGAUUCCGAGCUGUUGUGAUAUGAAAAUGGGUAGUUAUGUCUUGUCUCCUAGCUGUAUGGUGGCUUAUGCUCCAUGGAGAUUCUAUGAUCCAGUGGACACCACUAAUGAGCCAAGCUCAGUGCCUCAACGGAAUGAGACGAGAAGUGUUGAACAAUGGGAUCAAAACAGAGGUGUCGCUUUGAUCUUUGCUGCUGUUUCAGCUGCUGCUGUUGUCUUAUUUAUCGCAUUUUUAGUCGUUUACCUAAGAUCGAGGAAGAAGAAAUUAAAGAGGAGGACAACUAGCGAAGAACCAAACCUUGAAGACAUUAGCAAAGAUUCAAUGAGAUUUGAUUUCACUAUGUUACAAGAAGCCACAAGUCAAUUUUCAGUGGAAAAUAAACUUGGAGAAGGAGGAUUUGGCGCAGUUUACAAGGGUGUGCUUUCGGAUGGACAAGAAAUAGCGGUGAAAAGGUUGUCGCAAAAUGCACAACAAGGUGAAAUCGAAUUCAAGAACGAGUUCUUAUUGGUGGCAAAGCUUCAACAUCGUAACCUCGUCAAGCUCUUAGGCUACUCAAUAGAUGGAACUGAAAGGCUUCUCGUCUACGAGUACCUCCCACACACCAGCCUCGACAAGUUCAUCUUCGAUCCUAUCCAUGGUAACGAAUUGGAUUGGGAAACUAGAUACAGAAUUAUAGGGGGUGUUGCUAGGGGUCUUCUUUAUCUUCAUCAAGAUUCUCGUCUCCGGAUCAUUCACCGUGAUCUUAAAGCUAGUAACAUACUGCUAGACGAGGAAAUGACCCCGAAAAUCGCAGACUUCGGACUGGCAAGGCUAUUUGAUAUCGACCACACUACUCAACGCUACACGAAUAGGGUCGUAGGGACUUUCGGAUAUAUGGCUCCGGAGUAUGUAAUGCACGGACAGUUCUCGUUUAAAACAGAUGUUUACAGUUUCGGUGUUUUGGUUCUUGAGAUCAUAAGUGGUAAGAAAAACAGCUGUUUCAGCGAUGAGGACAGCAUGGAAGGCCUCCUUACCUUCGUAAGUGCAUGGAGAAAUUGGAAGGAAGGUAUUGCCUUGAAUCUUGUGGACAAGGUUUUGAUGACAAUGUCAAGUUAUUCAUCGAACAUGAUCCUGAGAUGCAUAAACAUUGGUCUUCUUUGUGUCCAAGAUAAAGUUUCAGAGAGGCCAAGCAUGGCUUCGGUUCUUCUGAUGUUAGAUGGACAUACUCUUGCUCUUUCAGAACCUUCAAGGCCUACGUUUUUCACACACAGUACAAUGGUUUCAGAUAGUUCCUCUUCUUUAGGACAUAUUGCAAAAACUUCAAAUUAUAAUUCCAACACUGAGUUGUAUCCUCGGUGAACUUGUCUGAAAGCUGAAAUUAAUAUUUGAUUAGAUUUGAGUCAACUCACUUUUUAAGUGAGGAAAAAAGAGUGUUACAAUGUCUCUGUUUCACUUUCAAGGAGAGAUGUCAUCCUCAUCUCAUCUCUUGAAGAAAACUAAUAUCAGAAAGAAAAAAAAAUGUACAAAUCCAAAUCAGUUGAGGCGAGAAGCAAGAUUGAUAAAGGUUUCUUCACUGCAAGGAAUAGUGAGGCCACCCAUUGGAUGAUCAAAUCCAAAUUCUUCCUCUGCCCUUCUUAGAAGAUCUUGAAAUGAAGGUUGGUUCAAGUACGAGAUGGGAACUACAAAUCUCUUCAUCUUUCUUUCUCCUACGUAAACCGCUAAGUAGCCUUUUGGAACUUCAAGAUAGCUAGAGGAAGAGGAAGAAGAUGAGAACAUUUUUGCUUGACGGAGAAUCUGCUUCGAUGAUUGUAGCAUGCGAGGAACCCUGAUCGCAAUGGAUUGUCUUUGUUUCUUUGUAUUGAAGUUUUAAUGCUUUACUGCAGAACGUGAGAACUUGCUGAGCAUAGAGGACCCAGUGAUGAGUAUAUAUUUAUAGAUAAGAGCAUUAUGAGAAGAUAACCGUUUAUUGGAUUAGAGAAGUUUCAACUCAUAGAUUUAACACCAACAAGCACAUGGCUUUGCCGGACCACUGCAUCAUACCUAAGGGACCGCUGGUGAUCAGAUUCAUGAUUCUGAUGUGAAGACACAAAUCAACAUGACCACUUGUUAGUUAGAUAGACAUUAUAACUAGUCAAAUUUUCAAUUCCUGCCACAUAAAAUUUUGAAGACUUUUUGUGAUUUUGGCUUGUAUAUAACAAAGUCAUAUGGUCCUGUCUUUUUGAUAUCAUUAUGAAGAAGUUAUGAAUUGAUCAGUGAUAGAGACUUAUGGUUCUUUAGGUACACAACUUCCAGUCCCUACAUAAUCUAUAGAGAGAUUUGGCAUGUGACAUCCUUGAGACAAAUACGUCCCAAUGAAGUCAUCAUGUAAGACAUCAUUAGACGCUAACUUCUCAGACACCAGUUAUUGAUUUAUUCUUGGUUUAGUAUCUUGAAUCCAAAGCCAUGUGCUUUGUAAUGAGAAAACCCUCUUAAAAUAAAGAAAAAAGACUUAAUUUCUGAUAAUUUCUUUUGUAUAUUCGUUUAUAUAAUAAGUAACAGAUAAUCCUUCUGAUACACAAACUAAAAUAAAAAUCUAUAUACAUUCUCAAAGCACAUAACUCACAAAAUGGCUUUUCUGAGAAGUUUCUUGGGUGGUAAGCAAGCAAUGCGGAGUAAAUAAUCUUCGACACCAAGAGGAUUCAUGGCGGUUUAUGUUGGAGAGAAUGAUGACACGAAGAAGAGAUACGUUCUCCCAGUUUCAUAUUUGAACCAGCCUUUGUUUCAAGAACUGCUGAGUAAAUCAGAGGAAGAGUUUGGGUAUGAUCAUCCUAUGGGUGGCUUAACCCAUGCAAAUGUGCCUUGUGCACGUGGCAAGAGCCGGCACUGGCUUAACCAUACUGUGCCAUGAAUCUUUGUUCUUCACCGUCACAUCUCAGAUUCGAUGAAUUUCAAAAAAUGGCAGGGUGUGCGUUGAGUAUAAUCAGUCUUUUGUAGUACAAGGCUCCCAUUACUCAAAGAAAUAGUAGAAAAAAAUCGGAUUUGAUUUGAUUUUUUUUUUUACUUCGUUCGUAAAAAAUCUAUACUAAAGCAGAAUUUUUCUUAGUA